UGGAGGGGAUGAACAGUCCAGCGAGCUGGCUGUCCCUGGCUGUCUGCGUGAGUGCGCUGAAAGCAGAAUUUAGCUCCCGUGUACCUAAUCCAGCUCUUCAAGGGUUUGUUAACGGAACCUGUGUCUUUCCAUUUGUGUAUGGUGACGUCACCUACUACACCUGCACCUCUGUCCACAGCAACUAUGACUGGUGCUCUCUUGACAAGAAGUUCCGAGGCAGGUGGAGGUACUGCACCGGGCAAGACCCCCCCCAGUGCACCUUCCCCUUCCUCUACAGGAGAAAACUCUUUCACAAAUGCACCAAGAAGGGCUAUGUUUUGAAUUGGAGUUGGUGCUCUCUGACAAAAAAUUAUGACAAAGACGGAAAAUGGAAGAAAUGCUCUCCUCACAAUCUUUAGCUAAGUCUUGGCCCCGGAAGGCACAGAUGUUAUAGGAUUCAUCCGCUGCCUCUCAAAAUAUACCCUGUUCCUGAUCCUUGCGACCAAUAAAGAUUUGAUGUCUCUUC
This is a messenger RNA of Suricata suricatta (meerkat), 505 nucleotides long. Its product is annotated as binder of sperm protein homolog 2-like. Gene Ontology annotation, molecular function: heparin binding. Bases 9 to 398 code for a protein of 129 amino acids. Gene Ontology annotation, cellular component: cell surface. The record is from RefSeq and is a predicted model, not a curated record. Lineage: Eukaryota; Metazoa; Chordata; Mammalia; Carnivora; Herpestidae. The transcript has 5 exons.